Molecule: messenger RNA, 621 nt
Organism: Polistes dominula (European paper wasp)
Lineage: Eukaryota; Metazoa; Arthropoda; Insecta; Hymenoptera; Vespidae
Product: cuticle protein
Cellular component (GO): extracellular matrix
Source: RefSeq, a predicted model, not a curated record
UCGAUCCAAACAAACCAAGUCUAUUCAACAAUGGCCUUCAAGUUCGUAGUCCUCGCCGCCCUCGUGGCCGCCGCUAAUGCCGGCUUCAUCCCAUCUGCUCCUGUAGCUUAUGCUGCGGCACCAGUAGCGGUGGCUCCAGUAGCUAAAGCUGUAGUAGCUAAAGCUGUUGAUGCCGACUUCGACCCACAUCCCCAAUACAGUUACGCUUAUGAUGUCCACGACAGCUUGACUGGAGAUGCCAAGAGCCAACAGGAGACUCGUGAUGGUGAUGUCGUUCAGGGUAGCUACUCUCUUCUCGAAGCUGAUGGCUCCAGACGCACCGUCGACUACACUGCUGAUCCCGUAAAUGGAUUCAACGCCGUUGUACGCAAAGAACCUGCCACCGUUGCCGUCAAAGCCGUAGCAGCUGCUCCAGUAGCUCACGUUGCAACCCCAGUCGCCCACGUCGCCCACGCUGCUCCUUUGGCCUAUGCUGCACCUGUAGCUAAACUUGCUGCCGCCCCCAUCGCUCAUGCUGCUCCUUUAGCCUAUGCUGCAGCCCCAGCAUACGCUAAACUUGCUGCUGCCCCAGCCAUCAGCUACGCCGCAGCUCCAGCCCUCAGCUACGCCGCAGCUCCAGCC